AAACAUAAAACAAAUCGUAUAUAUAUUGGUCGGAAUUUGGAUAUUUUAUUCAUUUAAAAUUGACAUAAAUAUCUAAUACACUUGCAGAAACUCCGACCAAAUAUUAUGGCUUUCAAGGAAAUUGCAAUGCUUUCCAGUUUGGUGGUGGUCACUAUCAUAAGUUACAAUGUACUAGAAGGCAAUGCACAAUCAAUAGAACCAUUAAUAGACCAAGAUUACUGUAAAGUAAAAGCCGCAUUGUAUGACUUGGGAGAAAUUGGAAUGAACUUGAUGGACGAUUCGCAAACAUUGAACGACAUGCAAAGAGAAUAUUUUGCUGGAAAAGUCGAUUAUUCUGCUGUGGAAAGAGCAAGGAAUGAACUUAACAAGACCAAAAAUAAGUUGUUCCUAAAACUUAUAAAAUAUAUUUGGGCAACAAAUGAAUUUGAGCCUACAAUCAAUUAUCAAACCACAGAUCCCCAAAAACUUUACAAAACCAUGGACGACUUGGAAAAUUACAAAGAAAGCAUAGAUGAGAUGCAUGCCGAUCUUCUUAACUCAAUGUCCCCUACUCUCCAACCAACAGUCGUUGGAGCAUAAUACUUAUUGUAGUUUUAUGUUUUGUUUUUGACUCUGAUGUAUGUUAUUGUUUUUCUAUUAACCAAACGUAACCGAUUACAAUUUUAAUAAAACAAAUGAAUCAUCGUUAAGUAUCCAAA
Messenger RNA from Metopolophium dirhodum (rose-grain aphid), 698 nucleotides. RefSeq lists its product as uncharacterized. NCBI's taxonomy places the organism in Eukaryota, Metazoa, Arthropoda, Insecta, Hemiptera, Aphididae. The record is from RefSeq and is a predicted model, not a curated record. The coding region runs from base 106 to 579 and encodes 157 amino acids. The transcript has 2 exons.